Gasterosteus aculeatus aculeatus (three-spined stickleback) is the source of this 4633-nucleotide messenger RNA. Its product is annotated as leucine zipper putative tumor suppressor 2 homolog. NCBI's taxonomy places the organism in Eukaryota, Metazoa, Chordata, Actinopteri, Perciformes, Gasterosteidae. The record is from RefSeq and is a predicted model, not a curated record. Gene Ontology annotation, biological process: cell division; negative regulation of canonical Wnt signaling pathway.
UGGAAGUUCGGUCCCUCGCCAGCUUGACUGAACACUCAACAGCCCGGAGCUCCGCCGCACAACACAAACGGGCUCAAACAGAGAGAAAGAAAUUAACAUUUUGGGAACAAGUUCUUUUUGUCAAGGGUCACAUUGGUAAAGUUACGAGUCUGUGGAUAAGCGGGUUUAUGAAAGGACGAAGAAGAAGACUGGUCGGGAUUUCCUCAUCGGGCUUUCGAGGACUGAACGUCAGGAGAGGGAGGGAGAGAGAGAGAGAUCAAAGAUGAGCUCACCGGCGUGAGCUCCAGGGAUGCCCCGCCCACCCGUCCGCCAUGUUUGCCUGAGGCCCCCGGAAGCCAGAGACAGGACGCCAUUAACAGAGCGCGUGACCCCUCCGAGCAGCCACCAUGGCCCUGGUUCAGGCUCCGCCCCUUUCUGCUGAGCCACACAACCCAGGCCACAUUGGGGGAUCCCGCAGGCGACACCCCUCCAGCUCCUCCCCCUCCACCAACGCAGCGCCCCCCGCCCUUGAUCCGAUGGGUUCUGUCAGCAGCCUGGUCGCCGCGCGCGCCGCCCCCUACCAGGACUACCGACCCAUCGGCGAGCUGGGGGCGAGGGUCCGUCGGCCCACGCCAGGCGCCCCGUGCCUGGGUUCGGAGUCGCCCCUGGACCCUCUAUUCCUUCAGAGCAUCCCACCGCUUGUGAAGCAGAGCUCCACGGCGUCCGGCAAGGGGCCAGAGAGGGAGAGCGGGAAUGGGAGCUACACCUAUCUGAACGAGGACUACAUGGGCGACUGGAACGACGACCGCUUAGCGCGCGCCAGCCCAGGAAGUGACGCAGACGAGACCAAAGGGUCCGGGUUUAUUGGGACCAUGGGAGGACCUCCUCCAAAACUGAUCCCUGUGUCUGGAAAACUUGAGAAGAACAUGGAGAAAACAGUGCUGCGGCCGACGGCCUUCAAAGCCGUCAUCCCAAAGAGCCGCACCUCCAUGCAGUACCUCUCCCCUCGCCACUGUGCCAACGCACCGGAGAGCCAAAACCACCUGAACCUGCUGAGCCCCGCCCACACAGACGCGUCCGAGAAAAGCGCCGCGUACGGCCGGGCCCGCGUCAGCUCCCAACUGACCGACUCGGGACGCAACUCCCUCUCCAGCCUCCCACCUUACGGGGGCGGAUGCGGUCUGGCGUCGGGGGAGGCCCCCGCCGGCCACCCAGAGCCCACGAAAGCCGCCGCCCCGCCGCCGCCGGUCGGUGGUCACGGACACUCCAACUCAGACAGCGGGCGCUCGUCCUCCAGCAAGAGUACGGGCUCGAUGAGCGGCCGAGGCCAACCUCCGUCCGACAGCGGGUCCAGCGGGCGCUCCCCCGGCCCGGCGGAGGGAUACGAGGGGCUGGUGAGGGACCUGGAGGACAAGCUGAGGGAGAGGGAGCUGGAGCUGCUGCAGCUCAGGGACAACCUGGACGAGAACGAGGCCGCCAUUUGUCAGGUUUACGAGGAGAAGCAGAAGCGCUUCGAGCUGGAGCUGGAGGAGCUGAGGCAGGGCUGCGCCACCAGGAUGCAGGGGGCCUCGCAGAAGGCCCAGCGUGCUCAGCAGGUGGUCCAGUUGCAGGUUUUUCAGCUGCAGCAGGAGAAGAAGAAGCUGCAGGAGGACUUUUCUCAGCUUCUGAAGGAGAGGGAGCAGCUGGAGGAGCGCUGCACCUCCUUUGAGCGCGAGAAGAUCCAGAUGGGGCCUCGGCUGGAGGAGAGCAAGUGGGAGGUUUGUCAGAAGUCGGGGGAGAUCUCGCUGCUCAAGCAGCAGCUCAAGGAGGUGCAGGGGGAGCUUGCCCAGCGCGUGGGCGAGAUCGUCUUGCUGCGGGGUCAACUUAGGGAGACCCGCGGCGAGCUGACCAACACCCAGGUCCUGCUCCAGGAGGCCACCGGCGCCGCCCGCACGCGGUCCCUGGAGCUGGAGGUGUGCGAGAACGAGCUUCAGCGGCGCAAGAGCGAGGCGGAGCUGCUCAGGGAGAAGGUGGGACGCCUGGAGGGAGAGCUGUUUCGCCUCCGGGACGCCUUGGCCAACCAGGGCCCGGGGAACCGGCAGUGCCAGGUGUUCCAGGAGGCGGAGGAGCACCUGCUGGCCUACGAGAGCGACGGGGCGAAGGCCCAGCGGCAGGGCGGCGCCGAGGCGCUGCAGAGCGCCAAGGUGCAGGCGGACAGGAUGAGGGCCGAGCUGGACUACGAGCGGCAGCGGGCCGAGCAGCAGGCCGGCGGCUUCGAGGAGGAGCGCAGGAUAUGGCAGGAGGAGAAGGACAAGGUCAUCCGCUACCAGCAGCAGCUGCAGCAGAACUACGUGCAGAUGUACGGCAGGAACCGGGAGCUGGAGCAGCUCCUGCGGGAGCUCAGCCAGGAGCUGGAGAGCAGGGAGGAGGACGAGGGCAGCGGCAACGAGAUCAUCUUCGACGAGAUCGCCGCCACGGAAAUUUGACCACAGGAUCCCCCCCCCCCCCCCGCAUCUCUCUUAUCUUUUUGAUUUGCACUACUGUCAGCUAGACGUGGCUCUUGACAGCCGCUGACGUUCGUAGUUGUUCGUUGGCCGCCUUCGGUGUUCUCUCGCCGUUGAUGUCCGUGGUCGACCGGGCAUCUCCCACGUUUUUGUUUUUUUUACGCGCGGGAGGAUUCGUCAUCCGUGAGUAACUUCGCUCAACCUUUCGCUCCCCGACUCGCUCAUGAGUCCGCACUCUCCCUGCUGGCUUUAACGCCACACUCCCACUCCGUGUGAGCGGUCCUUCGUCAGUGCCUGCUCCGGUGAAACGUGGGACGCCACACAUUCAGCGCGUCGUGAGCGAGCGAGUGAGUCAGAGGCGGCGGAUUAUCUCGCUGGAUGCUCUCCACAUGUGACCAACGAGUAAACAGCAGGUGUUUCCGGAAUAUGUCUACUUCCGAAGUUUUUAGGGCCAAAAACACUCCAAUUCUCCCGUCGUAUAUUGUCGCUCUAUUUUUAGAGCUUAACCCUCCUCCACACAUCCUGACCCUAAAUGCUGGAAAUACAAUCAUGAACAUCUGUAGUAAUGUAACUAAAUGAUAUCUGGGUUGAAUACAGCCUGAAUGGGAUAGUAUGGAUUUUUUCAUGUGGGGUUUAAAAAUGUCUUUAACUCAUAAACAGCUUUUCUGAAUAUACAUCUAUUUUCCUGUAGUCCAGAAGUACCACAGUAUAUGUACUGUAAUUCUAUAUUGCAAUAUCAAUAUACUGUAUAACAUGAUGUAUAUAUUCAAACAAAUUGAUUUUCCCUGCAGACACUUUGGCGAUUAAACGAAUAGUAUUUGUAAAGACUGCAUUCCCAUCACUGGGAACACAAAGUGACCAAUUUCCCAUGACCCCACUGGCUUACUGGGACACUUACUGGUACCGAGCUGUCAUUAACCUGCACCUGUUUCCACCAUGACUGUGUGUGCAUGAUUUAGCCAACUGAACACGUCCUGCUAAGACACAUCAAACAAUCACAGUAACGCCGUAUCGUCUCAUGUUGAUAUGUAAAUAUCUGAACUCUCAGUUUCCUGCUGCUCAUCAUGGAGCAAACUAGUGGCUUGGAAUGUAUUCAUCAUGUCAUCAAACAUCGUGUGCGUUUCCUUCAGUGACGUGAUGAAAUCUUUCUUUUUUUGUUUCUUUUCAAUCAUCAAAACCACUGCUGACGGUUCUUAAGUCCCAUUGAUGCUAAAUGUUCUGUGAUUUCUGCCUCCCAAAGAACUCGCAACACCAAACUGCUGCCUUAAGUUCGCCUGCUCCUCGGAGGCUCCCGGUUUGGGAUUUGCUCUUUGUUAUCUUUUAUGUUUUAAUGUGGAAAACAAGGCGUCCAUUCCCUAAAAGCAAUCAAAUAUCGGCUGACCUGGAUUUCUGCUAUUAAUUAACGUAUUACAUGGGAGCGAAACGUAUAUAUGUAAUAUGUGAAUUUAUAGUUCACGUAAACUUAACCAGCCAGGAAGUUAUAUUUCUAAUAAUUAUAGACAAAACCGUUUUGUUUUUUUCAUUUUCGGACAUCAAACAGUGUCAUUUUUUCAUUUGUAUUCCUCAAGCGCUGAGAAUCAGUUAUAUUAAAAUAUAUAAGGUGUAAAGCCAUAACUGGUCAUUUAGACUCAUGGUACAGAGUUAUUUUGCCCUCCUACUGUUAUAAAUUAGUAGUUGUAAUGUUUCUUUCCAGUAAAACAGAUGUUUUACACCUAAAACCGUCUAUAAAAGGUUGCUUACUGUGUGUAUUCUUUACAGCGCUGACAGGAAACCUCGCCUUGGUGUUUCGGUGUGAAGUGUAAUGUGAACAUUUACAGCAUUACAUCCGUCUUGUGUUUAUUUACUUUCCUGUACGGCGGAACCAAAAGCACAGCGAGCUCUCAGUCUUCUGCUGAUCGAGCCGUUGCCCUCUGUAAAUAACUCCGACCAACCAUAAAGUUACAUUCCACCCCGAAACAAAUACAAUAGCCACUGUGAAUAGACCAAAGCAAUGUCGCACAUUAUAUUUUGCUUCUACAGAUACGACGCCCUGUCUUAAUGUUUGAGUGGAUGUUUGCUCUGGUUCCUCUGUAUAAUUUUAUAAUCCACAAUAUUUGUAUGAAGACAUUAGAUGUAUAUUUUCAUGCUGUACAAACCUACAAUGUUUUUAUUAAAAAAAAAGACAUUUAAAA